CAGCCGACGAGGCAGCAAUUACGCUUUGGGGAUAAAACGAGGCGUGGAGAGCAGGCUGGGGCAUUUCUCCCCGAGAUGGCGGGUCUGACGGCGACGGCCCCGCGGCCCGGAGUCCUGCUGCUCCUGCUGUCCAUCCUGCACCCCUCGCGGCCCGGAGGGGUCCCUGGGGCCAUUCCUGGUGGAGUUCCUGGUGGGGUUCCGGGAGGAGUCUAUUACCCAGGGGCUGGUCUCGGAGGCCUGGGAGGAGGAGCACUGGGGCCUGGAGGCAAACCGCCCAAGCCAGGUGCCGGAGGGCUCGUGGGUGGUGGACUGGGAGCAGGGCUCGGCUUUCCUGCAGGCACCUUCCCGGGGGCUCUGGUGCCCGGUGGAGCAGCCGGCGCGGCGGCAGCCUACAAAGCUGCCAAGGCUGGAGUCGGCGGCCUCGGUGGCAUCGGCGGCGUCGGUGGCAUCGGUGGUUUAGGAGUAUCUACAGCCCACUGUGACGCUGCCCUUUCCCUGCCAGGUGCGGUGGUGCCUCAGCCCGGAGCUGGAGUUGGUGUUGGAGCCGGAGCAAAGCCUGGGAAAGUGCCUGGUGUGGGGCUUCCGGGCGUAUACCCAGGUGGAGUGCUGCCAGGAGCUCGGUUCCCUGGUGUGGGAGUGCUCCCUGGAGUUCCCACUGGAACGGGCGUCAAGGCCAAGGCCCCAGGCGGAGGUGGAGCUUUUGCCGGAAUCCCAGGGGUUGGACCCUUUGGGGGCCAGCAGCCUGGAGUCCCACUGGGGUACCCCAUCAAAGCACCCAAGCUGCCAGGUGGCUACGGACUGCCCUACAGCACUGGAAAGCUGCCCUAUGGCUACGGGCCCGGAGGAGUGGCUGGUGCAGCCGGCAAGGCCGGCUACCCGACGGGGACCGGGGUUGGCUCCCAGGCUGCAGCAGCGGCAGCUAAAGCAGCAGCAAAGUUUGGUGCUGGAGGAGCAGGAGUCCUCCCUGGGGGCGCCAUUCCUGGGGCCGGGGCAAUUCCUGGGAUUGGAGGCAUUGCAGGGGCUGGGACUCCAGCGGCUGCCGCUGCUGCAAAGGCAGCCGCCAAGGCAGCCAAGUAUGGUGAGUCUGGAGGCUUAGUGCCUGAUGGGACAGGCUUUGGCCGGGGAGUAGUUGGCGUGCCAGGUGUCGGCGUGCCAGGGGUCCCAGGCGUUGGCGUCCCAGGUGUCAGCGUCCCAGGUGUCGGCAUCCCAGGUGUAGGAGUUCCAGGUGCUGUGUCACCAGCUGCGGCUGCUAAAGCAGCUGCCAAGGCAGCCAAAUACGGGGCCAGAGCCGGAGUCGGAGUCGGAGGCAUUCCCACCUACGGGGUUGGUGCUGGGGGCAUUCCCGGCUACGGCGUCCCCGGAGUCGGAGGCAUCCCUGGAGUCGGAGGUGUUCCCGGAGCUGGCCUCUCCCCUGCAGCCCAGGCAGCCGCUGCCGCCAAAGCUGCCAAGUAUG
Molecule: messenger RNA, 1453 nt
Organism: Carlito syrichta (Philippine tarsier)
Lineage: Eukaryota; Metazoa; Chordata; Mammalia; Primates; Tarsiidae
Gene: ELN
Product: elastin
Exons: 21
Molecular function (GO): extracellular matrix structural constituent
Source: RefSeq, a predicted model, not a curated record